UUCCUUCACAACAAAGACACAAAUGGCUGCAAAGCGAGCUGCGGGUUUCGUCAUUCUGCGAAAACUCAACGACCACAUCGAGUAUUUGAUGCUAAAAGCGAGCUAUGGCGAUCACCAUUGGACACCGCCAAAAGGUCACGUGGAUCCGGGCGAAGACGAUAUGGCGACGGCGCUGCGUGAAACGCACGAAGAGUCGGGCUUCACGGAACAAGAUUUGAUCAUUUUUCCGAAUAUCACGAAGACACUCGAUUACCGGGUCAAGAACAAGGACAAGUCUGUGGUUUAUUGGCUCGCCGAGUUGCGCGACGUCACGAAAGCCGUAACGCUCUCCGAGGAACACGAAGACCUCAAAUGGGUGUCGAAGGAAGAUAUCGUCGAUUUGUGCGGCUACGAGGAUUUCGGAGACAUGAUUGAGGAAUUUCACGCCAAAUACCUCGAUGAACUCGAAAAAUUGUAUUCUUCGUGAUUUAUUGAGUUUUUUUUAUUUCUUAUUUUUAUUAUCGUUUGAUAACAAACCAUUUUUUUAUUUCUUUAUUAAUUGUAUAAGCUUAACCAUGAUUCAAAAAAGUGUCGCCAAGUGACAAAAAAAGACAAAAUAGAUGAAAAAAUGUUUUUAAU
This is a messenger RNA of Culicoides brevitarsis, 618 nucleotides long. RefSeq names its product bis(5'-nucleosyl)-tetraphosphatase [asymmetrical] (gene Apf). The transcript has 2 exons. The coding region runs from base 23 to 466 and encodes 147 amino acids. The record is from RefSeq and is a predicted model, not a curated record. Lineage: Eukaryota; Metazoa; Arthropoda; Insecta; Diptera; Ceratopogonidae. Gene Ontology annotation, biological process: ATP biosynthetic process; AMP biosynthetic process. Gene Ontology annotation, molecular function: bis(5'-nucleosyl)-tetraphosphatase (asymmetrical) activity.